AGCUUACUAUCACUGGAUACUUAAAUCAGCCGCCACAGUGCCUGUUGACGGCAAUGUCUACUUUGAAAGCCCAGUACAAACGUCGCGGCCACAUUAUCGAAGAGUGAUUCAUGACAUUCUCGAGAACAAUCCAAGGCUGUGGAGGGAGUGCUAAAAACCGGCGUCCAACACAGAUAGGGUCAUGCGACGACAUUUCGAAGUUGGUUGAUCGAGCCGGCCGAUCCGAGGAACAAGACAACCCGGUGAUCCACUUCGGCUUCAGUGCGUCCGCUAACCAGCUAAUGAAGGAUGCGACUAUACGAGACAGCCUUUCGGCCGAGAAGUUACCUUGUGUUUCGAGAUGGAGGCUGCCGGGCUGAUGGAUCAUUUCCCAUGUGUCGUGAUCCGCUGGACCUGCGAUUACUCGGACACGCACAAGAACGUGAGAUGGCAGGGAUAUGCGGCGAUG
Messenger RNA from Truncatella angustata, 448 nucleotides. RefSeq lists its product as uncharacterized. The record is from RefSeq and is a predicted model, not a curated record. Gene Ontology annotation, molecular function: catalytic activity. NCBI's taxonomy places the organism in Eukaryota, Fungi, Ascomycota, Sordariomycetes, Amphisphaeriales, Sporocadaceae. Gene Ontology annotation, biological process: nucleoside metabolic process. The transcript is spliced from 2 exons. Bases 111 to 359 code for a protein of 82 amino acids.